Messenger RNA from Solanum tuberosum (potato), 1131 nucleotides. Its product is annotated as F-box protein At2g26160-like. Lineage: Eukaryota; Viridiplantae; Streptophyta; Magnoliopsida; Solanales; Solanaceae. Gene Ontology annotation, molecular function: protein binding. Bases 1 to 1131 code for a protein of 376 amino acids. The transcript has a single exon. The record is from RefSeq and is a predicted model, not a curated record.
AUGGCGGCGGGUUGGGCAGGACUGCCAAACGACCUCCUUGUUCUUAUUGCAAAGCGUGUUAAAGUGAUGGAAGAUUACAUUGCUUUCCGUGGUGUUUGUACCUCAUGGCGAAUGGCUUCUCCCAAGGACAAUUUCAAUGUGAUUUCUCCUCAAUUUCCUUUGUUAAUGCUUCCCCAGAAAGAUGACGAUUAUCGAGAAUUCUAUUCUCUUUCCAAGGGUAAAGUCUCGCGCAAAUUGUACCUCCCCGAGGCUAAAGGCCGAGAGUGUUUCCCAUCUCAUCAGGUAGGAUGGCUUCUCACCCAAUCAUUCGAUGGAGAAAACGUUAAUUUGUUGAAUCCUUUCUCCCGUACCCAAAUUCGACUUCCUAAUCAGUUUGCCCUAAUUGAUGAAGAUGAGGAAUUUAUCGAACAAGAAGAGUAUAACUACAUCAGAAAUGCUAUUUUAUCUGCUAAUCCUUCUUUUACUUCAGAUUAUGUACUCGUCAUUGCAUAUAAUACAGAUGUUAAUCAUUUAGCCUUUUGGCGACCUGGAGAUAUCAAUUGGAAUAAAUUCCGCAUCGGUGACAGAGUAGGUGGAGUGUCCGAUAUGAUUUACUUCAAGGGCCAAUUUUAUCUUGUUACUUGGAGCGGUGCAUUAGGUAUUAUUGAUAUUCAAGGACCUAAUAGUGUUCCUCAGUCUAACGUAAUUUACCUUAACGAUGAUAACAAGUUGUUUCGACAACAUUCAACUCAGUUCUAUCUAGUUGACGUAAACGAUGCACUCUUACUUGUUGCCCGAUUUGGUAGAAGGCGUUCAAAUACUAGCAGGGCUCUCGAAACUAUUAAAUUUGAACUAUAUGAAUUAGAUGUAGUGAAAGGUAAUAUGAAAGAGAUUAACAACUUGGGAGACUCAACAAUUUUUGUGGGCUGUAAUGGAGCAACUUCUAUCGACUCCACUAAAUUUACAGGGGUGAUUAAGCCUAAUCAGAUAUAUUUUACUGAUGAUUGGUUUGAUCAAAACUAUCAUUUGGAAUGUGGCGGUGGAAAAGACAUGGGAUGUUAUAAUAUUCAAGAUGGAAAUAUUGAAUCUUUUUAUCCUGAAAUAUCACUAAGUCAUAUAUGUCCACCAACUUGGGUUAUACCAUCCUUAUGA